This is a messenger RNA of Grosmannia clavigera kw1407, 1158 nucleotides long. Its product is annotated as major facilitator superfamily transporter allantoate. NCBI's taxonomy places the organism in Eukaryota, Fungi, Ascomycota, Sordariomycetes, Ophiostomatales, Ophiostomataceae. Gene Ontology annotation, biological process: transmembrane transport. The transcript is spliced from 3 exons. Gene Ontology annotation, molecular function: transmembrane transporter activity. The record is from RefSeq and is a predicted model, not a curated record. Gene Ontology annotation, cellular component: membrane. Bases 1 to 1158 code for a protein of 385 amino acids.
AUGGGCUCUCCAGAGGUCAUUGAGAUCGCCAGAACACCCGAUGGCACGCCCUUCGAGAAGGCCGUUAAGGCCGUCAAGACUGGCCACGCAGACGAGGUCGACUUUGCCGCCCAGAUUAUCGCAGACUACGCCGACCAGAUCGGCGACAGCAGUUGGACGUCUGAGGAGGAGAAGGCGCUGAUGCGCAAGGUCGAUCUUCGCAUCAUCCCCAUUCUCUUCGCCUGUGCCACGCUCUCUGGUCUCGACAAAACGGCCAUCUCGGCUGCCGCCAUCUACAACAUUAAGCGCGACCUCCAUCUCGCCGGCGACCAGUACGCCUGGAUUGGCUCGGCCCCCUUCUUCGGUGGCCUCCUCUUCAUGGGCCCAUCGGCCUACUGCCUGCAGCGGAUGCCGGCCGUGAUGUUUUUCUCGUUCAACGUCUUCUUCUGGGGCGUCACCGAGAUGUGCAUGGCUGCUUGCACCAGUUUCAGUAGCCCCUUUGUCUGCCGCUUCCUCCUCGGCGGCUUCGAGGCCCUCCUCAUCCCAGCCGUCACCCUGAUUGUCGGCAUGUGGUACAAUACCACCGAGGCUCCUCGCCGCAACAGCACCAUACUCAACGUCAUCGCCCCCAUCAUCAACGGUUUUCUCGACUGGGUGGUGGGCUAUCAUCAUGGCUCCUUUCCUACCUGGAAGAUCAUCUUCUUGCUGGUCAGUGCCUUUACGGCCAUUUGGGCUGCCGUCGUCUUCUUCCUGCUGCCGAACAAUCCGCUCGACGCCUGCGGCUUCACUCUCCGCGAGAAGUACAUCGUCAUCAGGCGCAAGGCUGCCGAUAACACCGGCAUCGAGACCAAGAAGAUCAAGAAGGAGCAGAUCUGGGAGGCCAUCAUGGACCCCAAGACCUGGCUGAUAUGGAUUGCCGUCGUCGCUCUGCAAGUCCCAAACGGCGGCCUGACCACCUUCAACACUCUCAUCAUAGAAGGACUUGGCUUCGAUUCUCUGCAGACCUCGCUGCUGGCCAUGCCACCCGGUGCCAUGAGCACCCUGUCUGGCCUCGCCCUGUCCUUCAUGGCCGCCUCCACCCGCCGGCGCAGUGCCGAGGUGCAGGACAACACGGCCGCCGACCAAGACUGGCUGGAUCUGACGGAUCUGCAGAACAAGUCGUUCAAGUAUACCACGUAG